Messenger RNA from Penicillium brasilianum, 1518 nucleotides. The record is from the annotation of a GenBank genome assembly. Lineage: Eukaryota; Fungi; Ascomycota; Eurotiomycetes; Eurotiales; Aspergillaceae.
AUGUCAGGUUUCAAUCCCUUCCGCGCCAGAAAUCUAGAUGACCUAUUCUCCAAGCCAGCUCCCUCAGUGCCUACCCAGCUGCCCAACGGUUACCCCAAGAAGCCCGGGUUAUCAUUGGAGCUCGAAACCGAUGACUCGACUUCAUCAGACGAACAGUCUGUGGACCCGUUCAAUCCCGACCCUUCCGUGAGCGACAUUGACAACGACCCUGGCCACGAUGACUACACUCAGCGGAGCAGCUCCACGAGCUCGACGCUCAAUGAUCGCCCCCGAGAUUUCUUUGGGUCUUCUCCACAUCCAGCUCCAUCCGCCGAUGGGUCGACGGCCACCUCGUCAUUUAACUUACCAUUUGUACCUGCUACUACACAAAGCAUACGGUCAGGAUCAGAGGCUGGGCUGGGCUCGGGCUCAGGCUCAAGCACACCGCAAGAAAUCGUCCCACCACCAGGGACUCGCGAUGGGGCCCAGACACAAACAUUUCGAUCUCCACCGGAGCCAGGCACCAGUACAUCUCCGUCAAGUCGGUCCAACAAAGAAAAGAAGCCACCACCUCCCCCGCGCAGUCAUCAUGGCAAACGAAUCACCACUGCUACGAACACUACGGCCGGCACUAGUGGCAAUGCCACUUCCUCGUCCUCUUACACCUCACCACCCCGAUCUACUAACCGCCUCUCAUACCAUGCCCCAUCCCCAGAGAGCCAGAUAUCUACUCGCCGGUCCGGCACCCCUAAUGCCGGCUCGACAAGCCAGGCUCCGGGAUCAGACUACUUCACCUUCUCGGUCUCUCCGGAAGACCAGCAGCGAGCACGAGCACGAGCACCGAACUCGACCAAUCCAGGCGAGUCCGUCCACCGCAGUGCCUCUCAACACUCCCAGCACAAACGCCCUCCUACACCCCCUCUAAGUCGCCGACAUAGCCAGAUGCGACGAUCCAAGUCCACACAGUCCAAGACAAGCGGCAGUCGUCUAACCAUGUCCUCCCUUGAUUCCGAGAGCACGGAUAGCUCACAACCUCCUAGCCCGGGUCUGUCCACCCGCUCCUUGGCUUCCUCUAUACCAGAUCGCAAGCGCCUCAGCAUGCCACCACCUUCCUCCAGGUCCAUGGAGAGGGAGAUGGAAACACGUGCUAUGCCUGGGCAUUCCCUACCACCAGACUCCUUAUCAUCACCUCCCUCAACAUCCAGAUCAAAUCCUCCCCCGUCCGGUCGCCGUACCUCUUCGCACAGCAGUAUACUGUCCGGUGGCUUGUCCUCCGCUGUGGCACCUCCACCUCCGCCACCUCCGCGCCGUGCGCGGGACUCUAGUUCCCGUAGUAGCGAGGGGAGGCCAGUGUCACAGGUCAUCGGGGUGGAGGAAGCACCGUUGCCGCAGCCAUCUAAUGCUCAGGAUAUCUUGGCUGAUCUGUCACGGCUGCAGAAGGAGGUGGAUGAUCUGCGUGGACAUUAUGAGAGCCGCAAGACUACGCCGUGUAGUCAAUUCUCUUUAACAACCGCUCGGGUUUUAGUUGUUCGACGAUAG